ACCUGUGGCUUCUCGAACAAGUCAGUCACACGGUCGAGUAUGUUCCACUGGGACGUCCGUUCGUUACCGCGAUCGCGAUUCCGCUGUUGGAUCGAUUGCUCGUGUCAGUGUCCAAUCCUCUCGAUUUCAUCCGUCCAAGUGUUCUCUCAAAUUGUUACUGUGAGCAUCGAGCGGGAAAUUUGAAAUUCCGCUGCAGUGUGGUGCGCGUGCGCGUGCGCGUGUGUGAAGUGACCGCUACUGUCAAUGUUUUCGCGUGUGGAGCGUACAAAACGUAGCUUUAAAUCGAUUGGUACUCUUCAGUGACACAAAGUGACCAUUAAAUCGAUUUUUGUAGCCGUAGCUUACUAGUAAGCAUUUUUGGACCUGUUUAUGUAUAGUCACUUUGGGGCAAAGUAGACUUUGCUUUAGAAUACAGUGUAGAAGAUUUUGAUCUUGGGUCUACAUUCCUACAUUGCCAUUAUUUGGGUCUAAAUUUCUGAGACAAGUGUUAGAGUACCUACAUCAACGAUCUCGUUAAUAAGUACUCAUAUCACCCUCCUGAAUUUCCAGAUACCUAAGAUUGCAAGUUUUUAAUACAUUAAAUUAGAGAGACUGUCUGACACACGUGUUAGAGUGCCCACAUCACCCAAUUCAUUCUUAAGUACUCAAAUCAUCCAACCUCCUGAAUUUCCAGAUAACUAAGUUUGCAAAUUUUUAAUAUGAAAAUUAGAGAGUUGAAAGCAGUCUGGGAAUGUGACAAAAUGUUGUGAAUUAUGUCGUCUGUAAACUUGAACUGUGUCCUCGGUGCAACGAGCCAGGUUCUACAAGCUCCCUAGAGAUCUACCUUGCUCGCGAGUGUACAGCUACGCCCGCACACGCGACCUUUGCAGCUCGCUUUCGAGCCGUCAGUCGUUAAACAGUCGAUUAAAUUUACAUGGUGACGCAACUUGGCGCGCUCGUGGUCGUCGACGGCCGAUGAAGAAGCCAGUUACUAGUCCGCGUGCAUCGCGGUGAAAAGAAUCGUCCGCCUCGCGCGAUCUCGCCUUGAAAUUCCUAAUAAACGCGACCGUUCCAAUACCGACACCUUAUAUCACCGUGUUUCGCUUGUAACCGGUGACUCUCGAGAGAUCGGGUCGCUUCGCGACGUCGAAGCGUGCCAGGAAUCUCCGAAGCAUGCGAAAGGAUAGUGUAUCGAUUGCGACAUGUCGGUUGAAGGUCGGGUGAUAUGGGAGCCGGCGAUAUGAACAGGGAGAUACCGAGCAGCACCCUCGCGACUCUUAGGGGGAUCCUGGUGAGCUCGCUGUCGAGGGAGAAUUUGGGACCGCACGAUCUACCUCUGGAGAACAGACACCGGCCUUAUAGAAAGGUGCACUUUCAUGAAGCUGGAGCCGCUUCUGAGGAAACUAUCCAAAGGACCAGUUCUGCACACACUCGCCACUCUAUCACGAAGGAGCAAACGAUGCAUUGGUUCGCCCAGAUUGGAGGUGACGAUGCCUCUCCCGAUUCAUCAGAUGUGAAGCGCCGCCAAAGUCCCUACGACGAGGACUCCCUCGACGGCGAUCAUCCAUCCGAGAACGAAGGACGCGAGUCGGCGGGAGCGAAAGACGUGGACAGGGCGAGGCUCGUCCGUGAGAGACAGAACGAGGAACGACAACGGAAAUUGGAGGAGCUGAGACAGCAGGCUUUGGCCGCGCAACGCUUCCGGGAGCAACGGGAAGAAGAACGCCGACGGCGCAUCGACGAGCUCAGAUCGCGUGACAACGACAGACGAAACCAAGUGGAAGAAAGGAAACGGUUGAUAUGCGAGGCAGAAAGAGAAAGACGGGAGGCCAUCCUCCGCAAGAACCAGGAGAGAGAGGCACGCAUAGAGGCGAAGAAGAGGAGCGAGAGGUCGCACAUCGUGUUCGCGUUCGGAAGUUCUACCCCGAGGAUGUUGGAGCCAGCUGAUACCGGUGGUUCCACUUUCUGGGGAACACGCAAAGCAACGUCCACCACCAACGUUAUGAUGUUCUCGGCUGCUCAGCCGUUAACCAGGAGGUCCUCCGAAAGAGAGCUCGACGGAAGCAAGAAACGAGCCACAUCCGCCGGUGGCCUCGACCGGAAAUCUGGCGAAGAUAUGCGAAUGUCCUCGUCCAUGUACGAGGUGUUCAAUUGGAAUUCUAGCCCUGAUCCUCCCUUAACCCCUGCCAAACAUAAGAGAGCCAGCCUCUCUCUGCCUCCUACAACUGACAUCUUUGCCAUCGAUGAUAAGUCUGAUAGCGACACUAGGCGUCCGAUGAUUCAGCGGGCUGCCAGUGGUGAAGAGAGCGACGGAACGCCGGGAACACCUGGCUCGGUUUAUCUGCGAGUGAACAGGAGACGCACCGAUCUGAUGCCAACGAUACCGUCGCCACGCGAUGGACCACCGUCUUCAGGGCGCAGCUCGAGCGCAAAGGCCUUCACGCGUUCGCCAGGCAUCCGCAGCGGGGAGGUGACACCGAACAGCCCAUCUCGGCCUCACAGCUCCAUGAGUCAGCAAAGCGCCAGCAGUGUGGGCAGCAGUAACGUCAAUCUGCGUCCUCGUACAUCUGCCCCGCGUCGACCGCGACCUGCUUCUAUUGCCGGUACCGGUGUUUCGAUCACAGAACGACACAAUCUGGUGAGCGAUACGAAGCUGACGAAGGAUUCGAAGCCGCCACUGCCAAAGGUCCACAGCACUCCAAAGAAAUCUUCUACCCCGAAAGCGACCGAAGUGAAGAAACCGACGGAGAAGUUGGUGAAGAAUGCGAAGGCGUCACCGCGGAUAACGCCAAAGGCCACUCCGUUGCAGAGCCCGGGCGCUGAGAAUGCACCUCUCAUUCGAGAAUGUACUGGGGAGAUUAUAAAGAACGAGGGGAAAGAGGAUGCGAAAUUGGAGGACAAGCAUGAGGAGAAGAAGGAUCAGGGCACCGAAAAGACACAGCAGGAAAUAAGUGCAGCCGAACAGGGUAACGACGACGUGAAAAAGCAAGUGAUUGUCGAGCAGCCAGUGUCUAAGCAAGCAAAGGACGAGACUAACUUGAAUCAGGAGGCUCACGAGACACCUAAAGCCAUCAAGAAAGAGGACACGAAGAACGAGAAGAAAGAAACGGAAGCGAAAUCAGAAAGCAACACGGAAGAACAGGUCGACAUGUCAGCCUCAAUGAUCGCAAAGAUCCGAAUUACUACCGAGGAGGAAGCUAAGGCAGCCAUAGCGGAACGCAGAAGAUUGGCCAGAGAGCAGGCUGAACGGGAAGCGGAACUCGAACGCCAACGACAGGAAGAAGAAGCGCGUUUGGAAGCCGAGAGAUUGCGUGCCGAGGAAGAAGAACAGCAACGUUUAGAAGAAGAAACGCUUCGUUUGGCCAAUGAGGCUCGAGAAGCUGAGGAACAGAGACUGAGAUUGGCGAUCGAGGAAGCAAAACGUCGCGAGGAAGAAGAUAGGAGAAGAAGAGAAGAAGAGGCUCGUCAGAAACAAGAGAAAGAAGAGGCUGAGCGAAAAGCGAGGGAAGAGGAAGAAAGACAACGGAUCGAAAUGGCGGAACGGCUCAAAAGAGAAGAAGAAGAACGAAUCGCUAGACGCAAACGCGUUGAAGCAAUUAUGCUUCGAACUCGGGGGAAGAAUCAGAGCAACACACCUACCAAGGGAGAAGGUGGUGACGGUGAUAAAUUGAAAGAAGAUAGUCCUAACGAUGAGAAUAAAUCAGCGCCAGGUAGCAAAGUCGAAGAUGUUAUGACAGCCAGUCUGAUAUCUGAAGCGACCCAGCAAUUUAUUAGCGGAGAACAACGGGCUCAUCAUACGGAAAACAAUACAACUACGGACAUUGUGCAUAAUGGCACGCAUAGUAACGGCAUUAAUGAAAAUAAAAUUGUAUUGGAUAAUAAUCAGGGUAAUGUGGAAGGAGAACUGAACGGUCAUCAUACGAAUCACGGAAACGGUAUCAACAGUCAAUCGAUUACACUGGACAAUGCCACCGUCAAACAAAACAACGUGACCAACAACCUGUUAGACCUAACGGAAUUCGACUCUCUCAGUAAUAGCAGUAGUGGCCCAAUACUCCAACUGACAUCAAAUAUGGCCAACGAAGACACCCUCAACUCGAACCUAAAUCCAGCAGCUAUACCUUUCACUCCAAUGGCCAACACAUAUAUGCCUACCGCUGCUAAUGCCAAUGUAAAUCCGUUCCAGGAUACGUUUAUCAACAACAAGCCACAAGAUAAUAGUCAAGUACCAGAUCUUUUAUCAUAAUCCUUGUGUUAAACAAUUCUGGUGAAAGGAAGAAGAACGAUCGGAGGUUGAGAAUACCGUUGUUGCAUUGCAACGAGCAAUAGGUAUAUAUAUCUGUUCGAAAUGACGUCAUUGAUGAAAUAAUGUAAAUAAGCGCUAUAUCGAUGUGUAGAGAAAAAAAGAAAAAAAUGGAGAUUUAAGUAGAGAAUGGGGGCACUACGUCAGACAAACAAACAAACAGACAAAAAAUGAACACGAAAAAGAGACUUUUCCUUGAACGUUGUCACGAGAGAUGUAAAAUAAUAUAUAAUGUUAAUUAAUAAUAUUACGAAACAGCAAAUAGGCACUCUGUUAUAGUUUGCUAUUAGACAAAUCGAAACUUUUUAGAGGACCUUCGAAGAGAAUUUAGACCUAAAAUAUUGAUUUGGAAGUGUACGCGGAUUAUAUAUAUAUUUUAUUGUAUCCAAUUUCGUUCGAUUGAUUUUACACUGUUUUAUUUUCGUUUUUACUGUACUGUGAAUUUAUGGUCGAAAAUUGAAUUAUGUCGAAUCGGACACAAAAAGAGGAAAAAUCGAUAUAUUCGCAUUUUUGUGUAACGCGUCGUGAACGAGUGUGCAAAACGGCUUGGCAUAAACAUAGCACAAGAUUAUGCAUUGGUUGAAAUUUCUUACAGAACUACAUGUAUCUGCCAAAAUGACGUAGGAGGUAAGCUCCAAUGAUUGUUCUUACAUAAGAGAUAGUAUAAUAUUACCUUAUAGAAUUCGAGUAUAGAAAAUGAAUAUAUGUAUAAUCAUAUCUAGUAAGAUCGUUCGCAGAUAUGAUGUAAAAACGAGAAAAAAAAGAAACACAUUUCUUCCAUAUUACAUUUUGGGGCGUGCGCUCACUAGUCAAGCAAUUUUACUGUUUUUUCUUGUUUUUUUUUUUUUUUUUGUAAUAUUCUCUUUUUCCUUUUGUUUCUUUCUUUUAUUUUUUUUUUAGAAAACUCACCUAAUAUUGGUACUCUAGGUAUCCACUAGAUUUCAUUACCGAUAUAUUUUCGCGAAUCUAACAUAAAUUUUCUAGCUGUGAUGACGAAGACGACAAAGACGGUGAUUUGCUUUGUGAAAUAGCCACUGCAUACAUUUACGGAAUAAGAGAACGAUAGCUAUCCCGUUAUUUUAUUUGUUAAAUGAUCUUUUGCUAGCCGUGAUAGUUGAAAUGUAUGAAAUUGCGAUUGACACGUUUCGAUUGCAAAAUAGCGCGAUACGAUGCAAAAUCUAGUGAAGAGCUCAGCCUCGCCAGAAGCAUAUUUCAUCGAUAAAUCAAACGAGUAAAAAAUUAGAUGUGGUCAUGUUGCGUUGUCCCCAGUGGUGGCUGUUCAUUAUAGUGUUAUCAUACUAGUAUACAGAUUAGAAAACGAUUAUUCUAAAGCCUGAUGUUAUCGAGUAAACAACAUUGUAAUUGGGUGUCUAAGACACGAGUUAUUUGUUACUGUUGUGGCAUACUAUUGUAAAAUCGAUAUCGUUAGCAUGCUUUGUGUUCAGAACGCUUGCACAAGUGCAGGUGCAUAACACAUCCGGCCCGUAAGGUCGUUCAUACGAAAGAUAAUAUAGUGAUUCGAUUAUCCCGUAAGUCUUCAAGAAG
This is a messenger RNA of Megachile rotundata (alfalfa leafcutting bee), 5827 nucleotides long. RefSeq lists its product as uncharacterized. The record is from RefSeq and is a predicted model, not a curated record. Gene Ontology annotation, cellular component: microtubule cytoskeleton. Gene Ontology annotation, biological process: microtubule cytoskeleton organization. NCBI's taxonomy places the organism in Eukaryota, Metazoa, Arthropoda, Insecta, Hymenoptera, Megachilidae.